Oryza sativa Japonica Group (Japanese rice) is the source of this 2379-nucleotide messenger RNA. Its product is annotated as cysteine-rich receptor-like protein kinase 15. Gene Ontology annotation, cellular component: plasma membrane. NCBI's taxonomy places the organism in Eukaryota, Viridiplantae, Streptophyta, Magnoliopsida, Poales, Poaceae. Gene Ontology annotation, molecular function: ATP binding; protein serine/threonine kinase activity. Gene Ontology annotation, biological process: protein phosphorylation. The record is from RefSeq and is a predicted model, not a curated record.
CAGGUCGUCGCUGCCUCGAUCUGCUUAACAUGCGACCCUGUCUUUGGAAUGCAAGAGAUUCAGAGAAACCUUACGCUUACGCGUGAGGCAGCAUAGCUAGCCAUGAUUCUCACCGUCCUGCUCAUCCUUGGCUGCUGCUUCUUCUUCUUGCCGAUGCCUAUGGUCGCCGCCCAGCCCUGGAUGAUCUGCGGCAGCAGCAAAUACACGGCGAACAGCAUCUACCAAUCCAACCUCGACAGCCUUCUCUCCUCAUCAUUCCUUGUCGUAAGCGGCGACUCCAGCAGCGGCGCCCUAUUCGCCAAGGGCUCCCGCGGCGCCGCCCCGGACACCGUCUACGCCGUCGCGCUCUGCCGCGGCGACGCGAACGCCUCUGCCUGCAGCGGCUGCGUCGACGCCGCGUACGCGGCCGCGACGGCGCGGCUCUGCCCGCUCAGCAAGGACGCCGCCGUCUUCUACGACGAGUGCGCCCUCCGCUUCUCCGACGAGGACAUCCUCAACAUGGACGCCUUCGGCCGUGUCAACACCUCGGCCGCAGUUGGCGUCGCGCCGCUCGUCCUGAUGAACAUCACGUCGGAGCCCAUGUUAUCCGGCUGGAACACCAACAUCCAGGGGACAAAAAACUUCACCCAAUUCUUCAUCAAGACGAUGAAUUACAUAGUAGCACAAGCUCUCUCCACGACGAAGCACUACGCUGCAAUCCGCGUGGACAUGGAUGAUGCCGAUGCAAGCAACACCGUUACCCUUCCAAGGAGGCUCUUCUGCUUGGCACAGUGUGCUCCAGAUUUGGUUGAAGAUAUCUGCUACAACUGUCUUCAGAAUUUCAGCGAUCUGGCGACGGCCAACUUCGCCGGUCGGCAAGGGGGACGUAUUCUUGCUCUCCGGUGUAAUCUGAGGUAUGACACGGAUAAGUUCUUCGCCGGUGAGCCGACGUGGAGCUCCGGGUCGUCGUCGAAUGCACUAGUUCCAAGUCCAGCGCCACAGCCCGCCCCAUUACUGCCAACAUGGCCAAAACAAAAGAAGCCCGUAGCAAAAGUUUUGGUCCCUGCUUUGGUAGCUCCACUACUUGCAUUGUUUCUCUGUAUCAUCGCUUCCAUCAUAUUGAGAAGGCACAUAAAAGGUAAGACGAACGCGGAUGAAGAUGAAGCACUAAUUUGGGGGCUACAAGGAAGAAGUUCAGAAUUCACUAUUUAUGACUUUUCGCAAGUAUUAGAGGCCACAGAUAAUUUCUCAGAAGAAAAUAAACUUGGGCAAGGAGGCUUUGGUCCUGUAUACAAGGGCCGAUUUCCUGAUGGGGUGGAGAUAGCAGUUAAGAGACUUGCUUCUCAUUCAGGGCAAGGCUUGACAGAGUUCAAAAAUGAAAUCCAACUCAUAGCUAAGCUCCAGCACACAAAUCUUGUUAGGCUCUUGGGAUGCUGUUACCAGGGACAGGAGAAAAUACUAAUAUAUGAAUAUUUGCCAAAUAAAAGCUUGGAUUUCUUCAUUUUUGAUGAAACAAGAAGAGCUUUGAUAGAUUGGCAUAAACGCCUAGCGAUAAUAGAUGGGAUAGCACAAGGACUUCUGUAUUUGCAUAAGCAUUCUCGGUUGCGUGUCAUACACAGAGAUCUCAAAGCAGGCAAUAUUCUCUUGGACCGUGAAAUGAACCCUAAAAUUGCAGAUUUUGGGCUUGCAAAAAUAUUUAGCGUGAAUGAUAAUGAAGGGAAUACAAAAAGGAUCGUUGGAACAUAUGGUUAUAUGGCUCCUGAGUAUGCUUCUGAGGGCCUUUUUUCAAUCAAAUCCGACGUAUUCAGUUUCGGUGUGCUAAUUCUUGAGAUUGUCAGUGGGAAAAAGACAUCAAGUUUUCAUCGAUAUGGUGAAUUUAUUAAUCUUCUUGGCCAUGCAUGGCAGAUGUGGAAAGAUGAAACAUGGCUUCAACUCGUAGACCCAUUGUUACCCACCGAUUCUCAUACAAUAGAGAUAAUGAGAUGUAUUAACAUUGCUUUGCUUUGUGUGCAAGAGAAUGCGGCCGAUCGGCCCACCACGUCAGAGGUUGUUGCAAUGCUAAGCAACGAGACUAUGACCCUACCUGAGCCUAAGCACCCUGCAUUUUUCAACAUGAGGCUGACGAACGAAGAGGCGUCAACUGUUAUUGCGGCAUCUAGUGUUAACGGUAUCACAUUAUCUGCUAUAGAUGGCAGAUAGUGUUCAAUUCUCUUGCUCGAGGUCAUGUGAGAAUGUUUUGUAUUUGUACAUUUUUCCAUUCAAGAGCUUUCUUUUCAUUUCUAAAAUUAUAAAUCAAUAUACUCCCAUCAUCCCAGAAUAAGUUAAUUUAGUACGGGAUAUGUGAUACAUGCCGUACUAGAUUAACUUAUUAUAGGGCAGGGGUAGUAUAUAAGAACAAUA